AUGUUCCGCCAGGAGCAGCCGCUGGCCGAGGGCAGCUUCGCGCCCAUGGGCUCCCUGCAGCUGGACGCGGGCAACGCGAGCUGGAAUGGGACCGAGACGCCGGGGGGCGGCGCCCGGGCCACCCCUUACUCCCUGCAGGUGACGCUGACUCUGGUGUGCCUGGCCGGCCUGCUCAUGCUGCUCACGGUGUUCGGCAACGUGCUGGUCAUCAUCGCGGUGUUCACGAGCCGCGCACUUAAGGCGCCCCAGAACCUCUUUCUGGUGUCUCUGGCCUCGGCCGACAUCCUGGUGGCCACGCUAGUCAUCCCUUUCUCGCUGGCCAACGAGGUCAUGGGCUACUGGUAUUUCGGCAAGGCGUGGUGUGAGAUCUACCUGGCGCUCGACGUGCUCUUCUGCACCUCGUCCAUCGUGCACCUGUGCGCCAUCAGCCUGGAUCGCUACUGGUCCAUCACGCAAGCCAUCGAGUAUAACCUGAAGCGCACGCCGCGCCGCAUCAAGGCCAUCAUCGUCACCGUGUGGGUCAUCUCGGCCGUCAUCUCCUUCCCCCGGCGUGGGCCGGGGGCAACGGGGCCCGGCGCGUCGGCGGCGGGGCCCGGGGAGGAGCGCGGCGGGGGCGCCAAGGCGUCGCGCUGGCGCGGGCGGCAGAACCGCGAAAAGCGCUUCACGUUCGUGCUGGCCGUGGUCAUCGGCGUGUUCGUGGUGUGCUGGUUCCCCUUCUUUUUCACUUACACGCUUACGGCAGUGGGCUGCUCCGUGCCGCGCACGCUUUUCAAGUUCUUCUUCUGGUUCGGCUACUGCAACAGCUCCCUGAACCCGGUCAUCUACACCAUCUUCAACCACGACUUCCGCCGCGCCUUCAAGAAGAUCCUCUGUCGGGGGGACAGGAAACGGAUCGUGUGA
Puma concolor (puma) is the source of this 900-nucleotide messenger RNA. Lineage: Eukaryota; Metazoa; Chordata; Mammalia; Carnivora; Felidae. The record is from RefSeq and is a predicted model, not a curated record.